AUGUCGGACGCGGUUUUCAAGAGAAAAUAUACAUCAGCGAAUAGCUACAAGGAUAGGCGGAGGAGGUUGGAAAAGGGGAGUGAAGCAGUGUCUACAGUGAACGCGUCUACAGCGACUGCAUCACCAUCCACCUCCAAAAUACGAUCAAAGAUGCAAACAAGGACAGAAUCGAUGGGUGAUUUGAAUGAUAACCACACGCUUAGCGAUACCCCAAUCAUACCAGCUAUUGAUGAAGACUGCGAUUACUGCGAUGACAGCAGUGACGACAAGGCAAUUCCAAACAGCGAAAUUACCCCUGUAGAAGCAGAAACAGAAAUAUCACAGGAACGCUCUCAGUCCGGCGCCUCCACGCUCUCCAAACGCACGUAUGCCAAAGUACGCAGCUACCGGAAUGACGCGCCUAUUGACGAGGCUGCUGGAGAGGGAUAUGGGGAGAUGCGGAAGAAGUGGGGAGUGGAUGACAGUGAUGACGAGGACGACGAGGAGCCUUCAAGCACGCAUAAAUCAUUCUCCCAGCUCCGUUCUACAGGUGUGAGCAAACGAAAUGAAGAGGAGUUAUCUUAUAUCUGCGACGGCUUUAUCGGAGAAUCACCCACUAUACGACGCUCAUCGGGUUUGAGUGUAUCGCAGAAAUUAUCCAACCACGACUGGAAGAGGUGGCUAGUCGAUAGCGAAGAGUGCCUGGAUAGGGUGUGGAUGGGUGUAACGCGGUAUAUGGGUAAUGGAGACGCGAUAUUUGACGCUAUAGCGGCUAUCAUUAUCGCUCACCUCGCUCACUCUAAUUCUCAUACUGCUUCUCCAUUGGCCUCACUCUCUCCGUCAUUCUGUAGCUCGAUUAGGAGCCUCUACCACAACAACAACUCAAGCGACGUGUUUAGAAUGAGCGAUAGGUUUCUGUCCCGAUCUGAACGACCACUGUUGAGGGAGGUCAAGGCAGCUGCUGAGAGCGCGUUCGAGAUGGAAUCGAAUGGUGAAAUCACAGUGCCUAGACUCCUCUUGCAUGCCGUUGAUGGGAUUGGUGAGUAUGUUGCACUGCAGGAUUAUGCGGAUGUUGUCCACGUCGCUUUGGAUGCUUUUGAUAGAACCAGAGUGGUAGUUGAGGAGGUGUCAUACAUAAUGCGUCUGAUGAAAGUCGUUGAAAGAUCCGCAGACGCCGCAUCGUUUGCCAUGUUGAAGAAACUGGCUGUGGUUUUCGGGUGGAUGGCAGCGCAGGAUGAAAAGACCUGCAGCAGGGAUUACAUCAAAAGUACAACGAGAGCGAUGGUUACGUUGAGUGUCGAGAGGAGGGAGUUAGCGAGACAUGUCUUUGUGACGGGAGGUGUGGCACGCGAUACUCUCACGCACCUCUCACGAUACCUCUCACAAAGAAACACAGAAGAGCACACGGCAAUUAUCACAUUGCUGCUUGGAUUGUUGAUGAAUUUGAUAGAGUUGGGGGGUGAAGUGGGUAAGGGUGUUGCCGGUAUCGCUGAUGUGUUUAAGGAGAUUACAAAAGAUGACACUAUCGCACAAAUAUUCAACAUGAAUCACUCGCAACUAAACAAUGAGACUGACGUGGGAGAAAUGUCGGACAAAGUGGUACUGUGCACGCUUACAUCGUGCAUUCUAUCGAAUUGCAUGAUAAAUAUACCGGAAUAUCAAGGGACGCUGCGCACCCAAGUGAACCUCCAAGACACAACCAAAGUACUGCGUCUUAACGAGGUUUUGGACGAUAGCCACAAGGCUAGAGUGUUAGUGGAGAAGGUAGAAGGUAUUGUAAAUAGAAAUUGA
Molecule: messenger RNA, 1770 nt
Organism: Wallemia ichthyophaga EXF-994
Lineage: Eukaryota; Fungi; Basidiomycota; Wallemiomycetes; Wallemiales; Wallemiaceae
Exons: 3
Coding region: 1-1770 (589 amino acids)
Source: RefSeq, a predicted model, not a curated record